Molecule: messenger RNA, 5502 nt
Organism: Oncorhynchus masou masou (cherry salmon)
Lineage: Eukaryota; Metazoa; Chordata; Actinopteri; Salmoniformes; Salmonidae
Product: nuclear factor of activated T-cells, cytoplasmic 3-like
Exons: 9
Coding region: 941-4126 (1061 amino acids)
Biological process (GO): calcineurin-NFAT signaling cascade; regulation of transcription by RNA polymerase II; cytokine production
Cellular component (GO): transcription regulator complex
Molecular function (GO): transcription factor binding; DNA-binding transcription factor activity, RNA polymerase II-specific; RNA polymerase II cis-regulatory region sequence-specific DNA binding
Source: RefSeq, a predicted model, not a curated record
UGAAAUCACACAUUCAAUACUGAAUGUAUUCUGCUGUAAUGUCACGAUAGAAAACCACUUAGCAACUUUCAGCACCACAUCAUAUUGACCAGAAGCAAGGUAAUUAUUGGUUUUGUUUUAUUGUUAUUGACAAGAGUGUAUGUACUAUGUAAUAAAAGGUGCCAGAGGAGGGCAGUACAGGAGCUGUAUGAAUAGUUAGUUAGAAUUAUCAGACAGUAUUUAUUUUGUGAGGUCCUUUCACAAUUGGUAAAACGUACUUUUUUUGUUGCAGUUUUCAUCCUUAUAAAGUGGUUGUUGCUCUAUCACUGUUAAACUAUAAAGGUUGAUGAUUUGAUUAUGGUAUGAGUGGUGUGUGUGUCUGCUGUUGGAUCACGGAUGGUUUCUUUGUUUUUAAAACUGUUUGCUUCUAACGAGAUAAGUAUUCGUAUCGUUGAUUGAUUGCAGUCUCCAGAAAUACAUUCAUUGUCUUGUCAGGUGAUUUGAUACUCUAAAAUGGUCUAGUAGCUUGUAGGCCUACAGUACUCUCUCACCAGCUACUUACAGUACGUGGGGUGAUGCCGGGUGUAGUAUUUUGCUGACGUCAUGAACCAAGCUGUCUGUAAUUCUUUGUUUGUAAUGUGGAAGUUUUGGAGUAGACGACCAGCCUACUUCACCAGUCAUCAAGAGUAACUACGGUCGAACCAUUGUCUGCGUCUUUUCUAGUCCGAGAACUGAACUGGUGAAGUAUCAAGAGAAUAUAAUAGAUUCGUAAUAAAUGUCGCCUGGAGGGGACACGCAUUUAGGAAUCGCUUUAGUUAUUUACAACUUCGGAUAGGCUUCUUGUUGCUGUUUAUAGUGUAAACUAAACUAAUUUUUCUCCUGUUGUAUCGUUAACCUUUUGAAUCCAGUUUUGAAACAACCCAGGAAUAAAGAACUGUAAAGAACCGACUCGUAAGACCGAAUGACUACUGUAAAUUGUAGCGGCAAUGAGGAACUGGACUUCAGACUUAUUUUCGGAGAGGACGCGCAACAGCUAGGCCCCGCAGGUCCAGACCCUGGUGACAGCACGCCAUACUAUACCACCCAGUCUAUGGUCAAUCAGCCUAUUGGCCAGGCCCAAGACUUACAACAGAGCCAGCAGCACCACCAGGCUGCUUCUCAACAAGCGCCUCUCCAAACCUAUGGUAACUACCACCCCAGCUCCAGCUAUGAAGUUCACAGUUCCAGAUACUGUCCCAUGGGACACCUCCCCAAGGCGUUCGACUGCCCAAGCAUCCAGAUCACAUCUAUCAGUCACAGUCACCAAGAGCUGGGCUCCAGCCAGGAUGCCGUGCCCAUCAGCGGGGCAGACGGCGGGGGUGAGUGCGGUCGUGAACGGUCCUGGUCCAGGGAUCACCUCUACCUAUCCCUGGACCCCUGUUACAGGGACUCAUCGUCCCUGAACCCCAGCCCUUGCAGCAGCCUGUCCUCCAGGAGCUGGCUGUCCGACGUGUCCUCCUGCGAGUCCUUCUCACACGUUUACGACGACGUGGAGGCUGAGCUGAACGAGGCCGCCGCCCGAUUCACCAUGGGUUCCCCGCUGGCCUCUCCCCUGGCCUCCCCUGGCUGCUCCCCACAAGGCCAGGCCGCGGGGGGAUUCGGGGUAGAGCUGUGGCAGCAGCAGUACUUCAUGAACACGCACUCCCUCUCGCCCCACCAGUCCCCUCGCCAGUCGCCCCGUCAGUCCCCCUGUCACUCUCCGCGCAACAGCGUCACAGACGAGAACUGGCUUAACCCGCGCCCCACCUCCAGGUCCGGCUCAAGGCCCACAUCACCUUGUGGGAAGAGACGACACUCCAGCGCAGACGUCUACGGACAGGGACCUUCCCCCUCCCCAUCCCCUCAUCAGUCCCCCUGCCCCACCCCCAGCCACUCUCCCAGGGGCAGCGUAACAGAGGACACAUGGGCGGUUGGAAGCCCUGGUGCCAUGGGGGCCCUCCUGUACAACCUCCCUGAGGUAGAUGUUCCCUCCAAAACCAGGAGGACCUCUCAGCAGGCUCACAUGGGUCUACUGCAUGGACAGGGAGACUCAGGGCUGGUGCCCGAAGACCAAGGAGUCGUGUUGCCUCACCUGGACUCACCUGCGGAUGAGUCUGGGUCUACUCUAAAACAGGAUGGCCUUUUUGAAGAACUCUUUCUCUCAGUUCCCUCACACUUCACCUGGAACAAACCCAAACCUGGCAACAUACCCCUUUUCAGGACCUCCUCCCUACCCCCACUGGACUGGCCCCUGCCCAGCCAGUUUGGCCAGUGCGAGUUGAAGGUGGAUGUGCAGCCACGGGGCCACCACAGGGCCCACUACGAGACAGAGGGGAGUCGGGGGGCCGUCAAGGCUGCCUCAGGAGGACACCCUGUAGUCAAGCUCAUUGGAUACAACGAGAAGCCAGUCAACCUGCAGAUUUUCAUUGGAACGGCAGACGAUCGGUACUUGAGACCACAUGUUUUCUACCAGGUGCACAGAGUAACGGGAAAGACGGUGGCUACUGCUUGCCAGGAAAGCGUAAUAAGCAGUACAAAGGUUCUGGAAAUCUCUCUCCUCCCCGAAAACAAAAUGUCCACCAGUAUUGACUGUGCAGGCAUCCUGAAGCUGAGGAACUCUGACAUUGAGCUCAGGAAGGGGGAGACUGACAUCGGGAGGAAGAACACGCGUGUGCGAGUGGCAUUCCGUGUGAAUAUCCCUCAGCCCAGCGGCAAGGUCCUGUGUCUGCAAGCUGCCUCUAUUCCUGUGGAGUGCUCCCAGCGCUCGGCCACAGACCUUCCCCAGAUGCAGAGCUGCAGUCCCCUCAGCUGCUUGGUCAGUGGGGGUGGGGAGAUGGUAAUUACUGGCUCCAACAUAUCCCCCGAGUCAAAGGUCAUCUUCCUGGAGAAAGGCACUGAUGGACGCACACAGUGGGAAGUUGACGGAAAAGUUAUUCGAGACAAGAGUAAAAGAUCCAGAAUCGUGGUUGAGAUUCCUACCUACCACAACACCACUGUGAGCUCUGCAGUCCAGGUGCAGUUCUACGUGUGCAACGGGAAGAGGAGAAGAAGCCAAAGGCAAAACUUCACAUACUUGGCUGGUGCUUCUCCACACCAUUAUCCCACUGCCAGUGACCAUGCAGUUGUGGCUCCUCGGGUGAAGCAGGAGCUCACUGACUCAACCUAUCUGUCUACUUGCAACAAUCUCCCUGGCCUAUAUCCAACAAGCAGCAAGCAGAAUUCUUCUGACGGGGCCUUCUCUCAGGACAGGCCCUUGUAUGGUUCCUCUGGUGGUCACCCUGUGCCUUGUGGUCCGCCCUCCCAGCCAGCAUACACUCCCUCAGGCUCCUCGCCUCUUCAGCACUCCCCUCACCUCCACAGCUACAGUCCCAGUAUGGGAUACCAGCGGAUAAGCCCUAUGCAUACACCUGAUUCAAUGCUACCCCCUCGGACAAAGCCUGUCUACCAGGCCACACAACAUAAUGUGCCUUAUAGUGGCCAGGCCAGCUCUCCCAUGAGACCUGGUCCUGCCGCAUUCCAGGUCAUUCGACCUCAAUCUGCCCAGCCCAGGCCAGCUGUCUCCAGCCCUCAUAGGGAAAGUGUGAUGUACCAGAGCCUCAUUGGACCUGAUCUCUCUGUUGCCUCUCUCCAGUCUGCCAGAACCCACACCCAGAAUGCAACCCAGCUGCAGUCUCUAAAAUACCACUUUUCCCACUCAGACUCUGACCUAGCGGCUCUACAGGCUGAGUUUAAUCUGAGCUACCAUUCUGACAAAAACUUGCCUGCUUCGUAUUCUCCCACUCCUGGAGUAGCAGCAACCUGCUCCACCUCCCCGUUAGCAUCAGCCUCCUCUGGGGGUCCCCUGAGGCACCUGUCCCCCAGCAGCGCUCAGGGGCUGGCCUCUGGUAUCGACCCCCAGGAGUGUCCCCCGGCACCCCACUCCCUCUUCUCAAACGACAGAGGGAGGGUGAACAUCAAGCAGGAACCAGAGGAGAAGCUGCCUCUUGGCUCCAUGGGACUCCAGGAGAUCACACUAGAUGAUGUGAAUGAGAUCAUCGAUAGAGACAUAUCUCAGCUCGGUGGUGGAGCAGCAGAGUCCAAUCAACCAGAACAGGAUACUUAUGGAUGGGAUACUGUGAUACUCCAGUGAUAAUGUUCUUCCAUUCUGUGGCCUUUAUUUGGUUUCUAUUAAUCAUCAUCAUUACUCAGGACAGGAGUUGAAUUGUGCUAUCUAUGCAUUUGUCGGUUCUAUUACUAACUGACCACAAUAUUGACGGCAAAACCCGUUGUGGUUUAACUGGUGCAAUUAACCCAGUUGCUGGUAAUACAUACACCUGUGGAGGUGGUUAGGCUGUAGAGAAUGUAACCACUGGGUACAGAUGUCAAUUCAACGUCUAUUCCACAUUGGUUCAAUGUAAUUCCAUUGAAAUGACGUGGAAACAACAUUGACUCAACCAGUGUGCCCGGUGGGUAUGCAUGUUUGCUUAUCUAACAGUUCAGGAUUUUCAAGUCAAACUAAAAUAUAUUUUAAGAUGGAAAUACUUCUCAUACCAAAGAUUUUUUAUUUGUUGCCCUUAAGGCACAGCUGAAAUAUGACAACUCAUUGUCUGUAAAUGCAUGAAAAUUACGUAUUUGGUGUUGAAAGAACAUUGAUGUCAAUGAAGAGGCUGAAAAAGGCCAAAUACCAAAUGGUGUGUUAAUUUAAUAUUUAUUGAUGAAAUACAUUCGAUUUAAAUUUAUUUUUGAUACUGUAGCUCUUGCAGUUGUAUGAUUCUUUAGAAUAAUGAUACAUUUUCAUAACCUUCUAAUGCCUGGUAUUUUAUGCCUAUUUUCUAUUUUAGUUUCCAAAGAAUGUACAGUAUAUUAUCAAGAUUUAUAUGAUACAUUGGCAGUGUGCUUAGGUGUGAAGUAGCUAUAUCAAAGUCAAAGUUAUAAUGAACAAAAAUAUAAACGCAACAUGCAACAAUUUAAUUGAUUUGACCGAGUUACAGUUCAUAUGAGGAUAUCAGUCAAUAGAAAUACAUUCAUUAGGCCCUAAUCUAUGGAUUUCACAUGACUGAGAAUAUAGAUAUGCAUCUGUUGGUCAUAGACACUUUAAAAAAAUGGGCCUCGGGAUGUGGUCCCAGUAUUUUGGUGCAUUCAAAUUGCCAUCGAUAAAAUACAAUUGUUUGUUGCCCGUAGCUUAUACCUGCCCAUACCAUAACCCCACCACCACCAUGGGGCACUUUGUUCAUAAUGUUGACUUCAGCAAACCGCUUGCCCGCAUGACUCCAUACACAUACGUGGUCUGCGGUUGUGAGGCCGGUUGGACAUACUGCCAAAUAGUCUAAAAGGACAUUGGUGGCUUAUAUUGGCAAAGGUGAGAUGUUCACUAACAGAAAUAGGAUUUUUGUGUAUGGAACAUUUCUGGGAUCUUUUAUUUCAACUCAUGAAACAUGGGGGACCAACACUUUACAUGUUGUGUUUAUAUUUUUGUUCAGUGCAUUUCAUCAGGUUUUUGUUCAAUUAAAAAAAAGCAAUUAAUAA